Messenger RNA from Sycon ciliatum, 2055 nucleotides. RefSeq names its product tyrosine-protein kinase CSK-like. The transcript has a single exon. Bases 51 to 1085 code for a protein of 344 amino acids. The record is from RefSeq and is a predicted model, not a curated record. Gene Ontology annotation, molecular function: ATP binding; transmembrane receptor protein tyrosine kinase activity. Gene Ontology annotation, cellular component: plasma membrane; signaling receptor complex. Gene Ontology annotation, biological process: protein phosphorylation; multicellular organism development; cell surface receptor protein tyrosine kinase signaling pathway. NCBI's taxonomy places the organism in Eukaryota, Metazoa, Porifera, Calcarea, Leucosolenida, Sycettidae.
GUUCCUUGGUUUCGCGACUUUUUCAUUGGUGUGCCCACUUCCGUGCCAUUAUGGACUCCAGCACACGUAUGUCCACUAUUGCUGGGCUGAAGAAGAUCAAGCAUCUCGGAAAGGGGAGCUUCGGUUCCGUAUCGCUGGUGCACGUUGUGAGCCCAGAAAACUUUGAUCUGAAUUUUGAAUGCCGCGCUGCACUCAAAGUUCCCACCUCGUGCAAUCCAGAUGAUCACGAGGACUUCUGCAAGGAGGCAACUAUCAUGCGCGGAUUGAACCAUCCGAACGUUGUGAAGGUCUACCAUGCCUCGCGUGAUCUUCGCAAUACCCCAUACAUACUCAUGGAAUACGCUGAGAAUGGAAGUCUGCUAGACUACUGCAAAAGCACUGGAGUCUUGACUCGCUUGCAUGGCUACUUUGGAAACCCUUUCGGCGGGAAGUCUGAGCUACAGAUGUGCGUGGAUAUUGUACGCGGUAUGGAGUAUCUGGAAAGUAAGAGACUGGUGCAUCGUGACCUUGCCGCAAGGAAUGUUCUCGUCACAAACGACGGUCUUUGCAAGAUUGCAGAUUUCGGCCUGACGCGACGCAUGAUUAAACCAGCUGGAUAUGCUUGUCCUGCAGGUAACGAGUUCGUGUUUUCCACGAUGACAUAUGCGUAUGUCGUGGGAAAUCCAGACGGUGCUAUUCCAGUACUGUGGAGUGCACCCGAGGUGCUGUCAGGAAGCCCCUCAACGACGAAGUCGGACGUCUGGAGCUUUGGUGUAGUGCUUUGGGAGGUAUUGUCAUUAGGUGCUGUCCCAUAUGAUACGGAAUUGGACGUGAUAUGCCGACCAAUAUGCGGUCUCCCGACCCAACAAUCCGUGGUGCAUGCCAUGAAUCAAUACCUACGUGGUGGCAGUAGGCUUCCCCAACCGGAAUGGUGCGAGGCUGAUCUCUAUGCUCUGAUGCAGGAGACUUGGGAUCUGGACCCUGAUGCUCGUCCGACAUUUGCUGAUUUGCAAGUAAAGAUGGAAGGUCUUCAAAGCAUCAGAACGCAGAAAGCUGUUACUGGAUUCGCUGUUUUGGCCGCCGGAGCGCUACGUCUUCUGAAAUAACGUUAGUGCUCAUCAUUCUCACAACCCAUGGUCACAGGCUGGUAUCCAUGGUCACAGGCUGGUAUCCAAGGUAAUAGGAGGGUAUUCAUUUCCUGUACUGUAUAUACAGGAGACAAGCCCUGGCCUUUCAGUGUAUACGUGUGUAUUAUCAUGGUUUGGCCACGGCUGCAGUGUCCUACAUGCAGUUACAUGUAUGUGCUAACACCACAACGUGUGUAUCCGUUAUCACUGCCUUGCCUGAUCUGUAAGCUUGGCUGGCACAGCUAGUCCAUCUAAUCCUAUUUGUAGCCAGCAUGCAGCAUUGCGAUGAAUGCUCUCAUCCUCACCUUCACUGAAGGCCUGUUGCUGAACCAUUGUUGUGUUUUACUCAGACUCAGAGCUAGCUGUGAUGGUUAUCUCCACCGCUACCUAGCUUUGACGCUCAAUGAAUUAUUUCACACACAUCGUGUCAUGUUCUUUUGUUCUCUGUCAGUUUAUCAUUUCAUCUGGGGGCGUUUUGGUGAGCUGCGAGCGUGAUGUUCAAGUAAACAUUCCUCUCUGUUUGUUGCGUGAGAAAGCUUCUCCCAGCUGCUUUCCCCACUCCACACUUUGUUGGGUUCUCGUUUGUGUGCCUUGGCUUUUGUAUUGUGUGGACGAUGAGCUACAUGUAGCUUCCUCAGCCUGGCUCACUCAUUCAAAUUGUAUUUCACACCGUCUACAUGCAUGUGUUUAUAUUUGACGUGCUCACCAACUCUCUAGCUAUCUUCAAUACUUCCAUUGUCCUUUUUCGCCACAUUCUCUUUCACCUUUUCAAUGAUGCAUAUUGUUUCUAUCGCUUGGCACAACAUGAUAAACUUCAGAUAAAGUAACCUUGCAGCGAUUCAACUCGUCUUCCUAAUCGCCGUACCUUUGAAAAUACGAAAUCCGAGUGGACACACAUAUUCCCAUAGCGCUGCACAUCCGAAUUCCAGUUCCAGUUCAGUUCUAUCAC